Messenger RNA from Telopea speciosissima, 1471 nucleotides. Its product is annotated as formate dehydrogenase, mitochondrial-like. The coding region runs from base 1 to 1239 and encodes 412 amino acids. Gene Ontology annotation, molecular function: oxidoreductase activity, acting on the CH-OH group of donors, NAD or NADP as acceptor; NAD binding; formate dehydrogenase (NAD+) activity. The transcript is spliced from 7 exons. Gene Ontology annotation, cellular component: mitochondrion; chloroplast. The record is from RefSeq and is a predicted model, not a curated record. NCBI's taxonomy places the organism in Eukaryota, Viridiplantae, Streptophyta, Magnoliopsida, Proteales, Proteaceae.
AUGGUGCAUUUCAUGUUUGGGUACAUCUGGUACAUUCGAAGUACAGAGUUAGGCUGGCCAGCACAGCGUGAACCCUCUUCUGGCACUGCAAGAACUGGCAGGGGAGCAUUUGAUGCCGGCAUUGCAGUCACCGGAGCACAGCAAUCCUUCGCCAGUAGCAUCCAGACCUCUGGCCCUCUGGCAUCUCCAAAGAAAAUAGUUGGGGUUUUCUACAAGGCUAAUGAAUAUGUCGAGAUGAAUCCCAACUUUGUGGGCUCUGUAGAGAGAGCUUUGGGCAUAAGAGAGUGGCUGGAAUCACAAGGCCAUGAGUACAUUGUCACUGAUGACAAAGAAGGGCCCGAUUGUGAGCUCGAAAAGCAUAUUCCUGAUCUCCAUGUUCUAAUAUCAACCCCUUUCCACCCGGCAUAUGUUACGGCCGAGAGGAUUAAGAAAGCCAAAAAUUUACAACUUCUUUUAACUGCUGGAAUUGGGUCUGAUCACAUUGACCUACAAGCUGCAGCUGCUGCUGGUCUAACUGUUGCUGAAGUCACUGGAAGUAAUGUUGUUUCGGUUGCUGAAGAUGAGCUUAUGAGGGUCCUAAUCCUCGUACGGAAUUUUGUAACUGGUCACAAUCAGGUUGCUAAUGGGGAAUGGAAUGUUGCCGGUAUUUCUUAUAAAUCCUAUGAUCUUGAAGGGAAGACAGUAGGAACAGUUGGUGCAGGUCGUAUCGGUAAGCUUUUGCUUCAACGGUUGAAGCCCUUCAACUGUAAUCUCCUCUAUCAUGAUCGGCUCAAGAUGGACCCAGAAAUGGAGGCUGAGACAGGGGCAAAGUUUGAGGAAGAUCUUGAUACAAUGCUUCCAAAGUGUGACGUAGUUGUUAUGAACAUGCCUCUAACAGAGAAAACAAAAGGGAUGUUUAACAAAGAAAAGAUUGCAAAGAUGAAGAAAGGAGUUUUAAUUGUGAAUAAUGCUCGAGGGGCAAUCAUGGAUACUCAAGCAGUAGUUGAAGCGUGCGAGAGUGGACAAAUUGGAGGUUAUAGUGGUGAUGUGUGGUAUCCGCAACCAGCUCCCAAGGAUCAUCCAUGGCGAUACAUGCCAAACCAGGCAAUGACACCUCAUAUUUCUGGCACCACAAUCGAUGCUCAGUUGAGGUAUGCAGCUGGAACUAAGGACAUGCUGGAUAGGUACUUCAAGGGUGAAGACUUCCCUGCACAAAAUUACAUUGUCAAGGAGGGAAAGAUUGCCAGCCAAUAUCUUUGAUUCUGCUUUUCCUCAAAUAUGCGGAUUGCCUUCUACUCGAGAGACUUUUUCAUGCAAUUUAAGCUGGUUCAUUGAAUGCUUUCAGAAUAAUGUAGCUGAGGGAAACUAUUGUCAUUGAAAUUUCCCAUGUUUGGCAUAAAAAAAAGUGUUUUCCCAUUGUUUUGGUUUAGUCCUUUUUAUUUCAUUUACUGUAUAAGCUUUGAGGAUCUAUAAAGUUGGGUUUGUGGUUUUG